This is a messenger RNA of Girardinichthys multiradiatus, 1460 nucleotides long. RefSeq names its product annexin A14 (gene anxa14). The record is from RefSeq and is a predicted model, not a curated record. Lineage: Eukaryota; Metazoa; Chordata; Actinopteri; Cyprinodontiformes; Goodeidae. Gene Ontology annotation, cellular component: cytoplasm. The transcript is spliced from 12 exons. Gene Ontology annotation, molecular function: calcium-dependent phospholipid binding; calcium ion binding. Bases 208 to 1155 code for a protein of 315 amino acids.
GGAAUGAUUUUGUCUGUGAGAAAGAUGCUGGAAUAUCAUCUGUAGCUUUCAGUCAGGGUAAACCUUGAGGGUCUGUGGAGUGUUUCUUCUCCCCAACUGGUGGAAGUGUGGUUUUACAUAAAGAGAAUAAAACGUUUCAGGGUUUUGGGUCUUUGUUGCUGAUUGUGCUGAUUCUGUGUCAAAGUUGCUCUUCUGUAACCUGGAGCCAUGGAACCUGACUUCUUCCCCUCUUCUGACAUGUGGUGGGGGACUCUCGGUACCGUCCGACCCUUCUCCAACUUUCAACCUGACAAAGAUGUGAAAGAGAUCCAGGAAGCGGUGGGGAAGAAAGACGUGGUGACACUGGUGAGGAUUCUGACCAAUCGCAGCAACGCCCAGAGACAAGACAUCGCUAAGAGCUUCCAGGAGCAAACAAAGCAGGACUUGAGUGCAGCUCUAAAGAAGGUCCUUUCUGGAGACCUUGAGGAUCUGCUGCUGCAGCUGAUGAUGCUCCCGGAUCAGCUGGAGGCCCACCGGCUGAAGGGCGCCAUGGCGGGUUUGGGCACAGAUGAGGAAACACUGCUGGAGAUUCUGUGUACCCGCUCUGGAAAGAAGCUUAAGGAAGUCAGUGCUGUCUACCGACAGGUGUAUAAGAAGGAGCUGGAGAAGGAGCUGAAAGCAGAAACCAGUGGAGACUUUGCCAAACUUGUUGUGGCUCUGCUGAAUAAAGAAGUUUCUGCAGGUGCUGUUCAGAGAGAUGUUCAGGCUCUCAUUGCGUCUCUAAGUGGAAAAAAAGCUGAAGCCGGACCAUGGAUUAACAUCCUGACAUCCAGAGACUCGGAUCACCUGGAUAAAGUGCUGAUGGAACUGGAGCUGGAGACCGGCCAGAUGGUGGAUCAGAUGGUGGAGAAACGCUUCUCAGGCGACUUUCGACUCGGUCUGAGAGUUUUAGUUCAGUGCAUCCAGAACCCUGAGGUCUACCUCGCCCAGAGACUGGUCCCCAUGAAGACAUCGUUGGUUCAGGGGAUCAUGUUGUCCCACAGCGAGGAGGACCUGCUGAGCAUCCGGGCAGCGUUUCGCAGGCUGAGCGGCUCCUCUCUGUACUCGGCUCUGCAGAACCAUUUUAAAGAAGAACAUCUGCAGGCGCUGCAGGCCAUCUGUCGAUCUGAAGAUUAAAGGGAAACGUCCGCACCAGGAACCACUUUAUUCAUAUUUCACAGUUACUUUUCAUGUUAAUGUUUCUGAGCUUCACCUGUAACUUAACUUUCACCACUUUGUGCAACUAGAAACAACUUGGUUCCUAAUUUUUACUGUUUAACAUGAGGACUUCUUCCCCCUAAACUCAUUAAAACGGAAGUAUAUCUCCCAAACAACCAGCAGAACAGAGAGCUUAUCAUAUUUACAUGAAACUGGGCAGAACCAAGUUUUCAAAUCUUUAAUUAACCAAAAACCUCCCCAGAGAAUAAAAAAAAAAAACAACA